AGAUGACAUGUAGCGGACCUCUGCAUCAGCCAAGAGGAAUUAAGCUUUGUCACUCUCCACUGGGACUACCUUGCUCCUGGUAUGUGCGCAAGGAAUUCAUAUGCUGCUGCCGCCGCAGCCGCCAGAGCAGAGCCCUGAGUACACUUUGCCACAGAGAGCAGUGAGCAAGAAUGAUAGCUGUCUCUUUUAAAUGCCGUUGUCAAAUUCUGAGGCGACUUACUAAAGAUGAGAGUCCCUACACUAAAUCCGCCAGCCAGACAAAGCCGCCUGAUGGAGCGUUGGCUGUGAGGAGACAGAGCAUCCCAGAGGAAUUCAAGGGCUCCACCAUCGUUGAACUAAUGAAGAAAGAAGGCACAACCCUGGGGCUAACAGUGUCGGGAGGAAUUGAUAAAGAUGGCAAGCCAAGGGUAUCCAAUCUGCGGCAAGGAGGAAUUGCUGCCAGAAGUGACCAGUUGGAUGUGGGUGACUACAUCAAAGCAGUGAAUGGGAUCAACCUGGCCAAAUUCCGCCACGAUGAGAUCAUCAGCUUGCUGAAGAAUGUCGGAGAGAGAGUGGUUCUUGAAGUGGAGUAUGAACUUCCACCAGUCUCGGUACAAGGAUCAAGUGUUAUUUUCCGAACUGUGGAGGUCACAUUGCAUAAGGAAGGCAAUACCUUUGGCUUUGUAAUACGAGGGGGAGCGCAUGACGAUAGAAAUAAGUCUCGCCCAGUUGUGAUAACAUGUGUUCGUCCUGGAGGGCCUGCUGACAGAGAGGGCACAAUCAAACCCGGUGACAGGCUGCUCAGUGUGGAUGGGAUCCGGCUUCUGGGAACCACACAUGCAGAAGCCAUGAGUAUUCUCAAACAGUGUGGACAAGAAGCAACGCUGCUGGUUGAAUACGACGUCUCCGUGAUGGAUUCUGUGGCAACAGCAUCUGGGCCACUGCUUGUUGAAGUUGCCAAAACUCCUGGUGCCAGCCUUGGGGUUGCCCUAACUACCUCAAUGUGCUGUAACAAACAGGUCAUUGUCAUAGACAGAAUCAAAUCUGCAAGUAUUGCAGACAGAUGUGGCGCACUGCACGUGGGGGAUCACAUCUUGUCCAUCGAUGGCACCAGCAUGGAGUACUGCACCCUGGCAGAAGCAACCCAGUUCCUGGCAAAUACCACUGACCAGGUCAAGCUUGAGAUUCUUCCGCACCAUCAAACGCGCCUGGCGCUGAAGGGGCCUGACCAUGUGAAAAUUCAGAGGAGCGACAGGCAACUUCCCUGGGAUUCCUGGGCCAGCAGCCACUGCGGUCUUCAUAGCAGCCACCAGUGUAGCCCGUGCCACCCUGACCAUUGCAGAGCUCCAGCCCCGACAUCCCCAAGAGCGCCUCCUCCAAACAGCCCUCCAGCUUUGGUGUCCUCAUCCUUCUCUCCUACCUCCAUGAGUGCAUACAGCCUGAGUUCCCUGAACAUGGGAACCUUACCUCGAAGCCUCUACUCCACCAGCCCACGUGGAACCAUGAUGAGGAGGAGACUCAAAAAGAAAGACUUCAAAAGCUCAUUGUCUUUAGCCUCUAGCACAGUGGGACUGGCUGGCCAGGUUGUCCACACAGAAACUACGGAAGUUGUGCUGACAGCAGAUCCUGUCACAGGAUUUGGGAUCCAACUGCAGGGCAGUGUGUUUGCCACAGAGACUCUUGCUUCUCCACCUCUGAUUUCUUACAUCGAAGCUGACAGCCCAGCAGAGAGAUGUGGGGUGCUACAGAUUGGAGACAGAGUGAUGGCCAUUAAUGGAAUUCCGACUGAAGAUAGCACCUUUGAGGAAGCCAAUCAGCUCCUCCGAGACUCUUCUAUCACCAGCAAGGUCACCCUGGAAAUCGAGUUUGAUGUCGCAGAGUCUGUCAUCCCCAGUAGUGGAACAUUCCAUGUAAAGCUCCCUAAGAAGCACAAUGUGGAACUUGGAAUAACCAUAAGUUCACCAUCCAGUAGAAAACCAGGAGACCCUCUUGUCAUUUCAGAUAUCAAGAAAGGAAGUGUAGCUCACAGAACCGGAACCCUGGAACUUGGGGACAAGUUACUUGCAAUAGAUAACAUCCGGCUGGACAAUUGCUCCAUGGAAGAUGCUGUCCAGAUCCUCCAACAAUGUGAAGAACUUGUGAAGCUGAAAAUCCGCAAGGAUGAGGACAAUUCAGAUGAACAAGAAAGUUCCGGAGCAAUUAUUUACACCGUGGAGCUUAAGCGCUAUGGAGGUCCCCUUGGCAUCACAAUUUCAGGAACUGAAGAGCCGUUUGAUCCUAUAAUCAUUUCAAGCCUAACUAAAGGGGGAUUAGCAGAAAGAACUGGUGCAAUUCACAUAGGAGACCGAAUCCUCGCCAUCAACAGCAGCAGCUUGAAAGGGAAGCCUCUGAGUGAAGCCAUCCACUUGUUGCAGAUGGCAGGCGAGACUGUCACCCUGAAAAUUAAGAAACAGACAGAUGCCCAGUCAGCCUCCAGUCCCAAGAAGUUCCCUGUUCCCAGCCACUUGAGUGACCUGGGGGAUACAGAGGAGGAUUCCUCUACUGCCCAGAAGCCAGGCAAGCUGUCCGACCUGUACCCCUCCACGGUGCCCAGUGUGGACAGUGCUGUGGACUCCUGGGAUGGCUCUGCCAUCGACGCCAGCUAUGGGAGCCAAGGCCCUGGCUUUCAGGCCUCGGGAUACAGCUUCAACACCUAUGACUGGAGGAGUCCAAAGCAGAGAGGCAGCUUAUCCCCAGUCCCUAAACCUCGAAGCCAGACUUACCCAGAUGGGGGACUAAGUAGUGAAGACUGGGACCGCUCCACAACCAGCGGCUUCGCGGGAACAGCCGACAGCGCGGAGGCGGAGCAAGAGGAGAACUUCUGGUCUCAAGCGCUGGAGGAUCUAGAAACCUGUGGCCAGUCAGGAAUUCUGAGAGAACUUGAGGAGAAAGCUGACAGGCGUGUGUCUUUGAGAAACAUGACUCUCUUGGCAACAAUCAUGUCGGGGAGCACGAUGAGUUUGAAUCACGAGACCCAAACACCUCGCAGUCAACUGGGGCGACAGGCCAGCUUCCAGGAACGUGGCAGCUCUCGUCCACACUAUAGCCAGACAGCUCGGAGCAACACCCUGCCUUCAGAUGUGGGCAGGAAGUCUGUGACUCUGAGAAAAAUGAAACAAGAAAUCAAGGAGAUCAUGUCCCCAACUCCUGUGGAACUGCACAAGGUGACCUUGUACAAGGACUCUGACAUGGAGGACUUCGGGUUCAGUGUAGCAGACAGCUUGCUGGAGAAAGGAGUAUAUGUUAAGAAUAUUCGCCCAGCUGGGCCAGGCGAUCUUGGUGGCUUAAAGCCCUAUGACAGGCUCUUACAGGUCAACCAUGUCCGAACCAGAGAUUUCGACUGCUGCCUUGUUGUGCCACUCAUAGCAGAAUCUGGCAACAAGCUGGAUCUGGUCAUCAGUAGAAACCCCCUGGCCUCCCAGAAGUCCAUGGACCAACAGACUCUUCCAGAAGGAGACUGGUGUGACCAGAACACUGCUUUUUCCCAGCAGCCCAUCCACAGUGGUAACCUGGAGACACGAGAACCCACUAACACAUUAUAGCAGCACUUUUUAUAAAGCAGGACAAAAGACGUUCUCUACAUGGUGCUAAAAAUCCCUUUCAGAUUUCUGUGAUAUUUCAAGCACAGAGAAUCACACAUGGCAUUAACUGCAAGCACAGGGGUCUUUUAAAUCUCUCAUGGCUCAUGUUCACAUCCCUUUUCAGGUUGAAGAGGUUUCUUUUUGGUGACCACUAUGAUAUAGGGCAGGUACCUUCCUGCCAAGCCCAGUGGUAGAGAAAAAUACGCAGGCUGCCCCUCCCCACAAUUAACAUCGGAGAAAACUUUUUACUACAAGUUCAUCUCACUAUCACUUUUUAAAAAGAGAAAUAUUUGAAAAAAUUCUCUGAUAGUUUCCUUACUUCACUUUCAAAUCAGUUUCUUACUCUAAAGUCAUUUAAGGUAAGAACUUGACCAACAAAAUAGCUUUUCACCAAGCUGGCUCUACUAAGGGAACUGGUAUUUGGGAAACUGUUGGAACUGUGUAAUGGGAGGGGUACCGAUAUAAAAUUAGCUUGAAAUGUUCCAGCAGUGGUGCACGUAGAAGAUCAUAAUAGGUGGUGGUAAAUGUUUUGCCUAAAUAUAGGAAUGAUUUAACUAAGAUGUAUGCUAUUCCCUAUGCAACAAAUGACCAAACAGGAUAUGUCUUGUGACCUGUUUUUUUUAAAGACAUUUUUAAUAGCUAAAAACCUCUGAUAAUGAAUUAGAGUAUGUAGUAACACUAAAUAAUUUCUUUUUAAAUUUCAAGACUAAGAACUUAAGAGAGAAUGCAGAGUCUACUCAAAUGAAGCUCACCUUAAUGAUAGGCAAAUCAAGCUCAUACUGCUUGACGUGUUUUGCAAACUGGUAAUAUUGAGGGGUACACAGCACAUGUACUUACACACGGCACUGGACUAGCUUUUGUUCUGAGCCACGCCACUUACUGAAUUGUAAAUACAUUUUUCACAAAAUGCAUUGCCAAUUAUUACCAUCCUUCAAAGCAAUAAAUUGUGACAGUUGCUUUAAAUGUUUGUUGGCAACUGUUUUCAUUUGUUCAGAUAUUUUGAAUAGAUACACUAAUAAAUGUUAUUUGGUAAAUAUUAAAAAAAAUAGAUCUGUAUAUUGAAGGUAGAAUCUCCAUAUUGAAACAAUUACUUUGCAAACAUUUUCAUUUUGAUCAGCAAUUCAAACAACCACCUAGGCAAAAGCAUUCACACACUGUCGUACAUUUAAGGAAAAAGUUCACCUUUCUUUUUGGGCGAAGAACUGGAUCUCAGUCACAUUUCAGAACCGCCAGGGCAAGAAAGUGUAAAACAGAAUCAUGCUAAGAAGAAAAAAUCAUGAGUCACUUAAAUAUGUAUUUUUAUUUGUAACAAACAAGUAUUAAGCUGUAAAGUAUUUUUGUACAAAUUUAAUACUUUAAUAGCAUGGUAUUUAUCGUCUGUAUGGUUUUGGGGAAUUAAAAAUUCUUGCAAAUAUUUGUAUGAAAAAACCCCUCUACUAAAUGGAAUAAACAGUGAUUUUAAAAAGGAAAAAAAAAAAA
Molecule: messenger RNA, 5078 nt
Organism: Ochotona curzoniae (black-lipped pika)
Lineage: Eukaryota; Metazoa; Chordata; Mammalia; Lagomorpha; Ochotonidae
Gene: GRIP1
Product: glutamate receptor interacting protein 1
Exons: 25
Coding region: 171-3560 (1129 amino acids)
Biological process (GO): neurotransmitter receptor transport, endosome to postsynaptic membrane
Molecular function (GO): nuclear glucocorticoid receptor binding
Source: RefSeq, a predicted model, not a curated record